CACGGGCACACGCACUAGAGGUGGGAGUGGGUGCUCGUGUAGCUGCUGGAAGCCAGGAUGGGAUAAUCAUGCGUGUCUGGCUCCGGGCGUUGAUGCAGCUGCCGUUGCUGGAUACGGACUGGACUCAGGGCGCAGGGUGGGUCUAGUUCCCGACUGGAGCUAGCCUAUCUGGACCUCAUGUCGAUGUUAUCAAGCAUUCCGAGAACGACGAGGGCGAUGGGUGUGAGUGGAGUUGGUGCAGCUCUUUGAAACGUCCAGGCGAGAGAAAUCAGCCGUUUUCUUGGAUGGAGGACAGGAUUCACCGGCAUUAAAGCGCAGACCCGGCUUGGAAUAACUUGGCAAAGAGGAGAGAGGAUACCGAGGCAUCCCUUGGAGGAUAUCAAGUGGAAGCCCUUCUUUUCGUUUCUUUACCCCCUUUUUUAACUGGGAUAGCGACCGAUCACUUUUGCAUUGGUAAUUAGGAGAAGACUGCCUCUUUGGAGCGAGCGGCAGCCGCAUCCGACCCGACCAAGCGGUGUUUGUGUGGAGGGGGGUGGAUUCUUUGGAUGGUGAGGGCGCAGUGAAGGCUGAGAGAGCGGCUUGCCGUGUGUAGGAGGAGACGGAGGGAGACCGGGCAGUUUGAAGGGACGGGGAGCCAGGAGCGGCGCGGCGGCUCCAUGAGCGGCUCCUGCCGGGACAGAGCGCCCAGAGCCCAGCCGGAGCGUCUCCACCGCCGCGGGUAGAAUCCCGGGCUACAGGACGGUGGCCAGUUUGGAAGUUUUGAUGCAUAUGAUCACAACCACCAUGAUUUUUAUGAUUCUUGGUGCUUCAGUUGUAAUGGCGAUAGCCUGUUUAAUGGACAUGAACGCACUACUGGAUCGCUUUCACAACUACAUCUUACCGCAUCUACGAGGGGAGGACCGCGUCUGUCACUGCAACUGUGGAAGGCAUCAUGUCCACUAUGUAAUCCCAUAUGAUGGGGACCAUUCAUUGGUGGACUCAUCAGAGAACUACUUUGUGAGUGACAGUGUGACCAAGCAGGAGAUGGACUUGAUGCUGGGAUUGCUGCUGGGAUUCUGCAUCAGCUGGCUGCUGUUGUGGCUGGAUGGAGUCCUACACUGUGCCGUCAGGGCCUGGAGGGCAAGCCGCUACUAUGACACUCCAUCCUGGUCAUGGCUUCCCCAGUUCUGCAACCUUCGAGACCUCCGUCGCCGAGCCCAGCUCAGACAGCUGGAAGACUCCAGCGGCAACAUGGUCCACAUCAAGCAGAAGCUCUACCACAACGGCCACCCCAGUCCCCGCCACCUCUGACUCUAAAAAUAAAAAUAAAAAAUAAUCUAGGCCUUCCCUCUCCGUAAAAAUUGUCCCUUCACUCCUUUCCAAAACACCUCCUUACCAAACUGCCCCAAAGGCCAAAUGUUGCCUCAGAGACCCUGAAAAACUGCCCUCCCACUGUUCCAUAACAUGGCCCCUCUUAAAACCUCCCUGACAGGACUUUCUUAUGACUAAACCCCAGUCCCUGUCAGCCCUUAAAAAAAACCCAAAAUGGAGGAAGAUGACAAUUAUUUGUUGCCACUGAAAUCUUGUCUUAUGUCCAUGUCCACCAUUGUGGGAGGAAGAAGUAAAAAAAAAAAAAAAAAAAAAAAAAAAA
Messenger RNA from Mugil cephalus (flathead mullet), 1630 nucleotides. It is a transcript of the gene tmem240a, whose product is annotated as transmembrane protein 240a. NCBI's taxonomy places the organism in Eukaryota, Metazoa, Chordata, Actinopteri, Mugiliformes, Mugilidae. The transcript has 4 exons. The record is from RefSeq and is a predicted model, not a curated record. Bases 763 to 1290 code for a protein of 175 amino acids.